Paramuricea clavata is the source of this 11938-nucleotide messenger RNA. NCBI's taxonomy places the organism in Eukaryota, Metazoa, Cnidaria, Anthozoa, Malacalcyonacea, Plexauridae. The record is from the annotation of a GenBank genome assembly.
AUGGAGACGAACGACUCGGCGGCGACGCAUUUGGCUGGCGAAAGGCUGGGUAAAUAUGAAUUAGAUUUGCAAAAAUCUGUACUUUUUGCUUUGAUAUAUUAAAAACAUAGAUCCGAAAUAGCCAAAUUUGGCAAUAUAAAAGCAAUUCGGUAGAUAUAAUCUGAUAAAAUGGGAGAGAAGUGUCUCAUAAAUUGUAAUGAAUUUGAAGAGAAAUAUCCGACUCUCGUUAGCCGGCUUCAACUCGCUUCACGAAACGCUCCAUCAGAUUAGCAGAUUCUGAAGACUCUAGGACAUUUGAACUCUAUUUAUUUCAUUCAGCGAACUGCGUGUUGUGUAAACCGCCGCCAAAACAGCCGUAAGCCGGUAUUGAAUUCUCGUUUGUAAGAAACCAUUUAGGGCCCUUCGCCAAAACCAACAAUGGACUGUUUCAAAUGUUAUUAACGGGUAACGCUGGUCAUCAAACAAUAGAUCUCUUUUGAGAAGCACUAGGGAGCACAUUUUUCUUUAGUUGCAUUCGUUUGCUUUAGGUUUUUACGUGAAACAAUGAUGAAUAGAAAAUAGUAAACCUUCGCGAAGGCUGCCAUGUUUUCUUUGAGAAAAUCAUGUUGCGAAAUUUUCAAAUUUUUAUUUUACCCCCACUCCUCCCCUAUACGGUUGGAGCAAACUACUUACGCAGGGCGGGGUAAGUAUUUCAAUAUUAUGCCACGCGUGACGUCCACGUCACGUCACGUCAUAUGAUAAUAUUAUAUUUGCAAGAAGAAAUGAUUUCUGGAAAAAAUAAAAAUGUUUAAUGGACCUAUUACCUAAUGAUCAAAAUUUUGAUCUACAAAAAUUUCAUCACAGCUUGAAAGAGCAUCACAAAAUUAGUAAUAUUCUGAAGUUUGGUUGCGAAAUGUUGUAAAAUGCAGAUAAUGCAGCCCAGCGAAGUUUGCCGUUUUUUAGUCGUUUUGUAUUAUGCACGGGAAAUUGAUACCGCUUUCUGAAAAAAGCCGCAAUCUGUCGCACAAUAGUGGUUAAUGAAACACACCAGUUGCUGUCACUGAAAUCACAUUUUUAACCCCUCAAAAUACCCCUAAUCUCUCUCCCCAAUUUUAUACACCCCUCUCCCAAUUUACCCCCAAAACUGAUUAACUCUCAAUUAUUCCUCCCCAAAUAUUUCCAACAAUUCCACCCCACUUUGCCCCCACCUAACUUUACUAAUAUAAUUUCUUUCCCCCUGUUUAUAUCAAUUAUCCCCCUCUUCCCAAUUAUACACCCCCCAAUUAUUUCCCUUCCCACUUGAUACCGGCAGAUACCCCUUCAAGUAUUUCCUAUUUUCCUCCAUCAGAACACCCUCACAAGAAGAGAAUAAAAUUGGACAGAUCUGGACUGGAGUUAAACGUAAGUUAAGUUAUCACAAAAUGAUCUUUUCACAACAAUGAAUUUCUUCAUCAUACAGUUGAGAAUUACAAUUUUGACUUGUUUUAUUUAGCUUUCAAAGCCAAAUACAGUGAGGUAUGUUUCAUUGAUUCAUUUCCAAAAACACAACGGGGAAAAACGCAAUACGUUGUAUGGAAAAUAAUAUUGAUAUUAUUCCUUUAGUAAUGGUGUAAAAAUUGAGAUGAAAUCUCCCAAGAAAGAUGAGAAACAUCGGGGUGAAAUUAACAAUGUCAAAGCUUCUUCGGAGUCACAUCAAAAAGUAAGUCACGUUAGUUUUGGUUUUGUGACGUUGGUUAAAGAGAGUUUGCAGCCAUUGCAAGCUCUAGAUUAUAACAAAAUAAAGGUUUUUGAAACCAUGAGUGUUCCAACUAUGUUUUAACUUAAAUAGAAUACAUGAUAGUGUUGGGAAAGCAUUAAGAACAGCUAACCAUGAUCGCGUGACUGUCUUGACUCUUAGUGACUGGGAAUGUUUCAAUUUGGAAAUUGAAGAAUCUGGAACUUAGAAAUUCCGGAAAAAAUCUCAUUGUAUGAUGACUGAUUUUGAAAGUCUUGUUUAUGUAGCAUUUAUUGAAACGUCCUGCUGUUGAGAGUGAUGAUGAUGAUGUUCCGUUGGUAAUUAUUCACUUCCUAUCUUAAUACGCCCAAAGGCCCAGACACAUCAGACUCGAUUCCGGACAACGCGACGCGAUUUUUCGAUUUUCACUGACGGAUAACUUUGAUCCUGGUCUAAGUUUUCUAAAUAUUUAGAAGCGCUAGAACAUUUUGAGUUAUUUGGUCCACAUAUCUUUUAAAUUUCUUUUCAUUGGCUGUUUUAUUAACUUUCAAAAACUGAAAAAUCGCGCCGCGUUGUCGAAUCGCGUAUUUAAAACACGAGCAUGCAGGAGUGUUUUUAUCAGAUAUAAAACACGAGGUGUCUAAAUGUGAUAUAGCACAGACUACAAGUGUUUUAAAUGGCUUAAAAAACGACCCAUCUUAUGAGUUCAUUGGCGAAGUAAUUUUAAAAAUAAACUUGCCUAAGCCGAGAAAAUCAAUGCUAAAGUUUACGUAAAUGAAAAUGAUUUUUUAUCACAUAUAAAACCACCGAUUCGGUAGCGAUUUCCUUUGUCAUUUAUUCAUUUUGAGUUUUUCAAAUUUUUUUAAAAAAACAUGGCAGCCCAUCAUUAAAUUGAUAAUGUAAUAACUAUAAUUUCCUUUCUACUAUAAUCUUCUUUUUUUCACAGGUUGCAAGGUCAAAAAUAAAGUGAGUCUUAUAUCCGAUAUUUACGUCGUAUUUGACCAUCAUGUUAAUUUACACUUUGUAAAUUUUAAAAUGUAAUAUUUCUUUUUCUUAGACAUUCGUCAGAAAAUUCACUGAAAUCCCCGACGAAAAAUUCUCCGAACGACGUAAAGAAAAUUAAGAAAAUCAAGCACGAAAGCAAUUCGAGUGGGUCCCCCAAGCUUGAAAAAGCGAAGAAACCUUCAAACAGUGAUGGAAUUAAGAAAAUCAAAUCAGAAAGUGGCUCAACUACACCGAACAAAUCGGAUGGUGUUAAAAAAAUUAAACCUGAUUCGGGAUCCACUAAAAGUGACGGAAAAGUUAAACUCGAUUCUCCUAAAGUUGACAAUGUGAAAAAAGUGAAGUCGGACAGUUCUAAAACUGAUGGCAUUAAGAAAAUAAAAUCUGAGUCUGGAUUAACAAGUCCUAGUAAAAGUAGUGACGUUAAAAAAAAUAAAAGCGAAAGUAGUUCUUCUCUUAAAAGUGACGGCGUGAAAAAAAUAAAACAUGAAGUUGAAGCGUCUUUAAAAAUAAAAUCUGAUCACGUUUCAAAAACUCCUGACGCUAAGAAGAACAAGGAUUUGCUGUCGCCUAAAUCUGAUGGUAUUAGAAAGGAAAAACACUCCAGUAGUUCCCCAGCAAAGGUCGAUGGCAGUAAAAAAGAAGGAAGUUCUAUUAAAAGUGAAAAAGAUAAACACAAAACUGUCCAUAGUAAAGAAAGCGGGCUUAAAACGCCAAAAACAGACGGAAUUAAGAAAGAGAAACAUAAAACCAGUUCUUCUAAAUCCGAAGGGGUGUCUAAAAGUGAUAAGACUAGUGGGUUAACCUCUCCUAAGGUGGAUGGGGUGAAGAAGGCUAAAGGUAGUUCAGAGUCUGCUAAAGGGGAAACGAUAAAGAAGAGUAAAUCUGAGAGUACGACUAAAGCGAAGGUAGAAGGAGUCAAGAAAGUUAAAACAGAAAAUGGCGGGAAAGAAAAAACAACGACGGAUGAAAGUGAUGCCGAUGAUGUCCCGUUGGUGUGUUCUCAAACAUUUGUAUUCCCUGGGAUAGACAAAUAGUCGAGCACGCAAGCUUCGGUUGUUCGAAGCUGUUUUAGAUUUAAAUUUUAACCCGCUGGUUUGGUUAUUCGUUUAUUUCAGAACUUUAAAAAAUAAUAUUUCCAUUGAUCUAGACAAUAAGAAAAUUAUUUUCUCCAGCCCUAUUCAUUUGAUCUUUUGUAUAUGUUGGAUUUUCUUGUUAGUUUUUUGUUUACAGUCAGGCGUUAAUGACAAUUAUAAUUUCUCACUAAUUCUUGAUCUUUCUCUUUUUAUGGUGCACGGAAAAAUAGGCUGCCAGGUUAGUGUCCAAGCUCAUUAAGUGCAAAGAGAGGAUACAUGUAUAUUCCAUAUUUCUACUAUAUUGCAAUGUAUUCUGUUUUAUUCUAUUGUAUUUUAUUAUUCUAUUGUUGUGUUGUAUUGUAUUGUAUUCUAUUGUUCUAUUCUAUUCUAUUGUAUUCUAUUAUUGUAUUCUAUUGUUCUAUUCUAUUUUAUUGUUCUAUUCUAUUGUAUUCCAUUGUUCCAUUGUAUUCUAUUCUAUUUCAUUGUUCUAUUGUACUGUAUUCUAUUGUUCUAUUGUAUUCCAUUGUAUUCUAUUCUAUUUCAUUGUUCUAUUGUACUGUAUUCUAUUAUUCUAUUGUAUUCAUUCCAUUGUUUUAUAUGUAUUCUAUUUUAUUCUAUUUUAUUCUAUUUUGUUAUAUUGUAGUCUAUUUUAUUAUUUUGUUUGAAUUGUAUUGAUAUUGUGUUUCCCCCUACAUCGUAGAGCUAAAGUCAAGACAGAAUCAAACAAAACAUCACCAAGUAAACAACGCAAGAGGAAAGGCUCCGACAAUGAUGACGACGAUUAUAAACCUUUGGUAGGACUUGUUUUAGACGUAUAUAGUGCAGACUAAAUACAGUCAUUGGCAGCUUUAUAGUCUGUAUUUUUACUGACUUGAUUUUAAACAUGAUAGAAAAAAUUGAAAAAGAAAUCUGAUGUUGGCGGCAAAGACGCGAAGAAAGAGAAAACGAAAAGCAAAGAAAAAGAGAAACCGAAGAAGGGAAAAGAUGGUGAAAAGACGGAAAAAGGAAAGGAGGUAUUGAACUAUAACUUUAUGGUCCAUCAGUUUAGUAAACUGUUCGUCGUAGAGAUCAAUAAUAGUCCAUCAGUUUAGUAAACUGUUGUUCGUGGAGGUCAGUAAUCCCAUAUUGAUCUAGUGGUAUUAAGGGGUUUAAGCUUUACGUUUGAAAGCGAAGACAAACGGCAGAGUCGAAUUUUCUUGGCAGAAUUUUCAUUUAACUUCUUCGCUUCAUAGUUUCAUUCGUAUGUCAAAAAAGUUUUAAAAUAUCAUGUUCGUUUACUCUUUAUUGCCUCAUAGCGUAAUGUUUUCUUUGCCCUUUCUUGGGUCUAACCUGGUCUGCGGUAACCAUAUGUCUUGGGCCCGGUCUAACCUGGACACACCAGUCUGAGUCUUAUUUUUUCUCCACAGGAAAAGAAAGGAAAGGAAAAGAAAGAGGAGGAAGUAUGGAAAUGGUGAGAGAUACUAUCAGAUUUUUUGUUGUUGGAAUCUUUUGACGUUUGGUAGAUUUUGGAAACCUUUGUAUCACCCUCCAUUGUAUCACCCUCCUUGCUUUGCCAAAUGUGGUGCAAGUAUUAAGGUUCUUCACUUUUACAUCUUUAGGUGGGAGGAAGAAAAACUUCCAGAGGGAGUGAAGUGGUUAACACUGGAACACAAGGGUCCAUACUUUCCACCAGAAUAUGAACCCUUGCCUGGCAGUGUUAACUUUUAUUAUAACGGUAAGAUGUGUUUCACGUUUGUUUCGACUCCGUGAUAAUCAGUUCGUUUUAUAACUGUUGCGCUUGAAAAUUUUGAACACCUUAAAAUACCGGGUAAAAAACCUAAGAUAGUGAAUGUAUGGUAGUUUAUGCUGUAUGUAAAACAAUAAAACAUUCAAAAUUUAAAAUUGUUCAAAAAUUUUUAGGGUUAACUACCUUCAGUUCUUUGUCGGUUUGCAUGGCGAUAAUAAUAUUUUUUUUCGUUGUGGAACCACCACGUAUAAAUAUGUACAAUAAUGAUUCCACGUGGACGAAACAGGCUUACUAUAAUAUAUGAUUCCUUACUAUUUCGUGAACCAAAACAUACUGGUAUAGUAAUAAAUGUACGUUGUGUUUCUAUGAACAAAAAACCUUCAUGAAAAUAUUAUUCCUUAUUUUUUUCUCAGGUGAAAAAGUGAAGCUGAGUGUUAAAAGUGAAGAGGUGAGAGAAAUAUUGAUGGCAGUUGCAACAAUUUUAUCUUAAGGCAAAUUUGAGCUCGCAUCAGGGAUUAGCUCUGUCCAGACUUGUCACAACAACUGGGAACAAGCAGUGCGAACACAUCCUGAUGUCGGCUUGACAACAACCUUGUUUCCAGUUCUGUAACAACUUGCGCGUUUUUACAUGUAAAAAAUUGUAGAAUUUGUAAAAAAAUGUUUGAGGAAACUGACUCAGUCUCCUUUCCUCAAACAUUUCGUAGAAAUCUUUCAAAACGUAGAAUUUAUGUAGCUAUGCAAAAUUCCUACUGUAAUCACAGAAACUUUGAUAGUGUAAACUAGGCUUAAGUCUAAGUUCUCUCCAGUUUUCAAAUCGAUCAUUAAUCUUCUAUGUAAUUCCAUGUUAAGGUGGCUGGGUUCUAUGCCAAAAUGUUGGACCACGACUACGCAUCGAAGAAGAUCUUCAACGACAACUUUUUUCAAGACUGGAGGAAGGAAAUGACGGACGAAGAACGAGCGUUAAUCAAACAUUUAUCAAAAUGUGAUUUUAAAGAAUUUCAUGCUUAUUAUGUUCAGGUAAUAAUCGUAACUAUCUGUUCUUGUGCAGGAUAGCUCUAUCAGUUCUAAACUGUUCUCCCUAGAGGUCCAGUAAGGAUCAUCUCUUAUUGAUCCAAUGUUACUACAGGAGGAAACCUAAACUAAACUAACUUUAUUUAUACUGGAUAGCUCUAUCAGUUCUAAACUGUUCUCCCUAGAGGUCCAGUAAGGAUUAUUUCUUAUUGAUCCAGUGUUACUACAGGAGGAAACCUAAACUAAACUAACUUUAUUUAUACUGGAUAGCUCUAUCAGUUCUAAACUGUUCUCCCUAGAGGUCCAGUAAGGAUUAUUUCUUAUUGAUCCAGUGUUACUACAGGAGGAAACCUAAACUAAACUAAAAAGACUUGUUCCAACAACUUGUUAUCGUCCUGCAAUUCAACUAUUCGAAGUUGCGAGUGACAACUUUGUAGCAACUUGAUAAAAUAACAGCAUUGUUUCAACUUGUUGACAAGCUUGCUACAAGCCUGUUGCGAACACAUCUUGUUGACAAGUUGUGAGAUUUUUACGUAAUUACACCACUAGUCUUACACGUCUUUCUAACUUUAGAAAAACGAGGAACGCAAAAACAUGACAAAAGAGCAAAAGCUUGUUAUUAAAGAGAAGAACGAAGCGAUCUUACAGGAAUAUGGCUACUGUAUGAUGGAUGGACAUAAGGAGAGGGUGGGGAACUUUAAGAUUGAACCCCCGGGUUUGUUCAGAGGGCGAGGGGACCAUCCCAAGCAAGGAAAGUUAAAGAGAAGACUUACUGCAAAGGAUAUCAUUAUCAAUAUUGGCAAGUAAGUAGAUACUCUGCUGUUUUUAAGGCGCUGUCCAGCUAGCCGAGUGAAUCGUGUGACGAAAUUUUUUCCUGAUCAUUGAAUGAACUUUAUAUUGUUACUGGAAUCAAACGAAUUUCAAAUUUGAAUGCAACAAUUUUCCGACUCGUUCAUGAGUGUGUGUGUGUGUGUGGGGGGGGGGUCCACCUAGCGCCGUCCUUGACAAUUCGGUUUUCUUUAGAGACGCAAAGGUGCCUGACCCUCCCGAAGGACAGAGAUGGAAAGCUACACAACACGACAACAAGGUUUGUCAAGUAAUUGUAGAUUGAGUUUUGUAGAUGACUUGGAUGGAAUAUUGACAGAAUAUUCCAACACAAAUUUAUAUACAUUUUUGGACGUAACCAGGAACAGUUGCGAAAAAUGAUUUACACAGUACAACUCAAGUUGUAAGCAGGUUGCAUGCGACAGUUUUAGGCAAAAGUUCUGUAGCGUAAAUCUGACUAAAAGAAUGAUAUAUUAUUUUAGGUGACGUGGUUAGCUUGUUGGAUUGAAAAUAUUCAAGGCAGUUAUAAAUACGUCAUGUUGAACCCAACCUCUCGAAUCAAGGUAGGAAUUGUAAAGUAAAAUGUUUACUUGAAAAAGAAUUUUUUUCUAUUUAUUCAAGAUGUUCACGGUGACAAUUCUGUAAAAAGUUUACUGUCAGUGUUGUUUUGUGUAGGGUGAAAAAGAUUGGCAGAAAUACGAAACUGCCCGAAAGUUGAAGGUAUGUAGUCUUAAAUUUCUAACCUGAUUAAUGGAACAAGUUGUUAUCAUCUUGUAACAAGGUUGAUGAGGCCAACAGACUCGCAACAAGUUGUUCCAACAAGUCUGAUAUCGUCUGCAUGUAACAAGUUGUUAACAAGUUGACGACAACAAGCUCGUAGCAAUUUGUUGCGAACAGCCUGUAUUAGUCUUGUUGGAACAACUUGUAGCAAGUCUGUUGCCAUCAUCAACCUUGUAACAAGGUGAUAACAACUUGUUCUACACUUUGUCACAACAACUGGGAACAAGCAGUGCGAAUAUAUCCUGAUAUCGGCUUGACAACAGCCUUGUUACAACUUUGUUUGGGGUUUCGUAACUAUUUGCGCGUUUAUUCGUGUCUACAAUUUUUUCGUGUCAACAUAUUUUAAUUUUUUUAGAACAAAAUCGGUGAAAUUCGCCGGGGUUAUACAAACGACUGGAAGUCAAAGGAGAUGCGAAUAAGACAAAGGUGAGAAAAAUUGUUAUGCUGUAGGUAGAUAUUCGGUGGGAAGAAUGGAUCUAACAAGUCUAUUUCUUUACAGGGGCGUGGCAUUGUAUUUCAUAGAUAAGGUAUGUAUUCGUUUAGAAAAUUUGAGUUACAGCCGGGGAGCAUAUGGUGUUCAGCUUCGGAAAUUUUAACACUUAUAGGACAAGCGAGUUAAACUAUAUCUCAAUUUUAUUUAUUUGCUUCCAAGUACAAGACUACUACUUCAUAUAAUGAAAAGUGAAAUCCUCCUAUACGACUAAUGCUUGAUGUACAUAAAUAUUAUAUACUCUGGGUUGUUGCGAUGUAUCAAUUAUUUUCAUGACUGAUAUAUUUGUAGCUCGCUCUUCGUGCUGGUCAUGAAAAAGAUGAAGAUACCGCUGACACUGUUGGUUGCUGUUCUUUAAGAUAUGAACAUAUUAGUAAGUUUGUUGUUGUUGCUGUUGUUCUUGUGGUGACAGUGAAGAUGGUAAUAAUGAUGGUGUUGUUGCUGCUGUUGUUGUUGUUGUUCUUGUGGUGACAAUGAAGAUGGUAAUAAUGAUGGUGCAGUGUUUCUGUUGUUGCUGUUGUUGUUGCUGUUGUUGCUGUUGUUGCUGUUGUUGUUGCUGUUGCAGUUGCUGUUGCUGUUGCAGUUGCUGUUGUUGUUGCUGGUGUUGUUGUUCUUGUUGUUGCUGGUGUUGUAGUUGUUGUUGCUGUUUCUAUAACUGUUGUUGAUGAUGAUCUCCGUUUAAUCUUGUUUUUGUAUCUCCCAGAACUCCAUAAACAAUUAGACGGCAAAGAAUACGUGGUAGAAUUCGAUUUUCUUGGAAAAGAUUCGAUUCAGUAUCACAAUAUUGUUCAGGUUGAGAAACGGGUGAGUUGCAACUUACAACUAAAAAAGAAACAAUUAAACUGGGCGACAAAUGAGCAAUCUUGUUUAUUUCUCUGCUCUCUAUUUCAGGUUUUUAAGAACUUAGAAUUAUUUAAGCAAGGAAAGUCUGACGGAGAUGAUCUGUUUGAUCGCCUGUCGGUAAGAAUUACAUUUUGAAUUUAACUUUUGUGUCAUUAACGUUUGUGCUUAUAACAUAUUGGAUAGCUCUAUCAGUUCUAAAUUGUUCUUCCUAGAGGUCCAGUAAGAGCGAUUCUUUAUUGAUCCAGUGUUACUACAUGAGGAAACAUAAAGUAACUUUACUUAUACUGGAUAGCUCUAUCAGUUCUCAACUGUUCUUUCUAGAGGUCCAGUAAGGAUCAUCCCUUAUUGAUCCAGUGUUCUUAACCUUGUUUUCUUGUAUUUUUAGACAACAUCUUUGAAUAAAUACCUCUCAGAGUUAAUGGAAGGCCUCAGCGCGAAGGUGUUCCGUACAUAUAACGCCUCCAUGACAUUACAAGAUCAGUUGAAUAAACUGGAAGUCGAAGAUAAUGUCGCGGCUAAUGUACUGGGAUAUAACCGAGCUAACAGAGCUGUCGCUAUUUUAUGUAACCAUCAGGUGAGUUUUGGGGGGAAGGUGAAAGGUGGUAUUUAGGAGGGGAAGAAAAGAGGAAAGGAAGGCCCUUGGGCGAUGAGAAUCAUAGGAAGGGAUAGAGGAAGAAGAAAUGAAGAAUGGCGAGAGGAAGGAAGAGUGAAUCAUGGGAAGGGCUACAAAACCUAAAAUAAUUCAAAUCUAUUGUAAUUUUUUUAGCGUUCAGCACCUAAAACGUUUGAACAAUCCAUGUCAAAUCUUCAACAAAAGGUGGGCAGACAUUCCUAGAAUGUUGUGAUUAUUAGCGAUUAAAUAGUAAUGUUGUGUUGUCGUCCUAUCAUUGACUCUGACUGUUGUUUAUGUCCAUGUUUUCCUUUACCCAGAUUGAUGACAAAAAGAAGGCUAUUAAAGACGCAAAAAAUGAACUGAAAGAUCUGAAACACGAGUCUAAAGGAAGCGAUUCAGUCACCUUAGCAAGGUACUACAACAAACAUGCUUUCUGCCAGGUUUCGUAGAUGGAAAUUUAUACAUUGAUUAGAGCUAAUUAGAAACUGCAGGUCCUUUGGCAGUGGCGUGACGCUCAUUGGGUAGGGUUAGUUCAAAAACUAAGGCCUCCCGACAGUUAGGGGCCCCCAUCAGUCACGACCUAUCGCCCAGAAAAUUAGAAAAUGUAAAAAAUGCAGGUUAAGAAUAAAUGGGAAGAUUCUAGAACAUCAGUCUAUAAAUAUUCAAUAUCAAUAUAAUAUCUCAGUCAAACAAUGACAACAGUCAACAGGGGCCCCCACACCAAGGGGCCCCUCUUCCCCCGUUAUGCCACUGCCCUCUCGCAGGAAUCGAACCUACGGCCCUGUGAUUCCGGUGCAGCGCUCUAAAGCUGGAGUAAUACGAGCAACAAAAUUGCUGCAACUUGCAACAAAAUCUGAUUUCAACGCAUGUUAAGUAGAAAUGUCAGUCGACACAUGUUGCCUCGUGAUUUGUAAUGUAUGUGUAAACAUUUUCAAUUAACAUGCGUAGAAAUCAGAUUUUGUUGCAAGUUGCAGCAAUUUUGUUGCCCGUAUUACUCCAGCUUAAGCAACUCGGCUACAGAGGCCAGUUGUCGAGCUCUACCCUCAAGUUCAUGUCUAUAUAUCCUAAGGCGAUGCCAAUGUGAGAUGUAUGGGUAAUUAUCAAAAUGUGAAGAAUGAAAAGUUUUUGUAAUUCGAUUUUUUUCUCUCCAGGAAACUCGAAAAGAAGAAGUCAUCAAUAGACAGACUACAGGAACAAUUAUUUAAACUUGAAGUCUCACAGACUGACAAGGUAUUUUAGUUGUUAUAGAUUUUCAUUGUCGUUUUAGAAUACGUUCUUUAUUUCCUCCUCUUAUUUUUUGUGUAGAAUGAAAAUAAGGAAAUCGCGCUUGGGACGUCAAAGUUAAACUACCUUGAUCCAAGGAUAUCAAUUGCUUGGUAAGAUAUUCCUUCGUUGUUUUUCAAUAACAAUUCGCUCGUUUCAUUUGACGUCGCAUCCACUCAAGUGGGGGUCAAGGAUCUGUGUCAAGGACGUCUUUUAAUAUUGUGAUAUAUAGGCUUUUAUAAUAGUCGGAGAAUUCAUUUCUCUGACAGCCAUUUAACGUUUACACUAUCAAAGUUUCUGUGAUCACAGUCUCAAACAUUUCUUACAAAUCCUUCAAAAGUUAGAAUUUAACUAUAAAAAUUCCUACUGUGAUCACACAAACUUUGAUAGUGUAAACACCAGUCUUGAAAUUAUGCUAAAACAUCUGUUCUCCCUGAAGAUCCGGUACAGAGCAUCUCUUAUAUUGGUCCAUAAAAAAUCCCGACUGUAUCAAUUAUAAACAAUUCGUUGCAGGUGUCUCAAGAAUGAUGUUCCUAUAGAAAAGAUCUAUAAUAAAACACAACGUCAAAAAUUCGCCUGGGCUAUCGACAUGACUGAAGAAGAUUUCGUGUUUUAA